AUGCAGGAAUUUGAGAGAGCUACAAUUCUUGGUGCUGAGGCAAGGCCUGGAAGUUCCGUGAUUUUGAUUCAUCGGGCAUAUGUACCGCCCGCACUGGUCAAUCGCAUCAAAAAUCUCGAACAAUCCAACAAAGCACUGAAGAAUAGGGUUUUGGGCCAUGAGAAUACCAUUGCAAGUUUGGAACACAACCUGAAAUCACAACCUUCGCGUGUCCAUGCUUUAGAGCUCAAUCAGCAAAAUCAAAAGGCGGUCAUUCAGAGCUAUGAUGGGGCUCGAAAAUCAUACGAUGUGCAUAUCGCGACGUUGAAGUCUUUCAAAAGCUGCCAUGAUCAGCAAUUCGAGACACAGGAUCUCUUCAGAAGCCUGCAAGAUAAGAAGAUCCAGUUGCUAAAUGAUAGGCUCAAGAACCAUGAAUAUUGCUUUAUGAAGAAAAUUAGCACAUGA
This is a messenger RNA of Botrytis byssoidea, 444 nucleotides long. RefSeq lists its product as uncharacterized. The transcript has 2 exons. The record is from RefSeq and is a predicted model, not a curated record. The coding region runs from base 1 to 444 and encodes 147 amino acids. Lineage: Eukaryota; Fungi; Ascomycota; Leotiomycetes; Helotiales; Sclerotiniaceae.